GGUCGGGGACGGGGGCAGAGGUCUUCUCAAAAAUGCCAACAUGCUCCAGAAAGAGGAAGAGGCAUCCCGAACAGAGCGGAAACUGGACGCGAUAAAUUCGGUUCGGGCUCCUAAUCGGCAAAUGAAAAACGUGGACUUCUUCGCCACCACCUGGAAUAUGGGCGGGGUGGACCUGGAAGCCCUCGAGGCAGGGCAUUUCCGCGAGGCAUUGCUUCCUCAGUGGUUGCCCCCCAGCUUUUCUCUCUACGUACUGGGUGUGCAGGAGUGUCAAUGCCUCCGACAAUUUCGAGCGGACGUCCACUCGCAUUUGGGUGGACCGGAAGCCUUUGUCAUGUUCGGGGACGAACUAGGAGAUGAUCAAUUUUUGCAUGGUUUCAUCGCGAUUACCCUCUUUGUCCGAGCAGAUGAUGUCGCCACUGGCGCCUUCCAUCUUCACAAAGGCGCCGUGAACAAGGUUGCUGCUGGGGUUUCUCUGGGCGCUCUGGGUCAUGCGCCUAAUAAAGGGAUGGUUGGACUUUCCUGCCGGUAUUACGAUGUCUCGCUCGCCUUCGUCACUGCUCACUUUGCAAGUGACUCGAAGGGCCGAAACCGCGUCUCAAAAAGGAACCAGCACGCGCGGACUACCCUGCAGGCUUUAUCGCUCCACAAUGACUCGGAUGAUUUCGAGGUUCACCACCAGCAUCACCAUCAAAUCUGUUUGGGGGACUUUAACUACCGUCUCUCUCCGGCCACACCGACGGAAGUAGUGCAGCUCGUGGCCCGCUCUGCACAAAUAUCGCAAGAAAUCGUCGCGAAUGAGGCGUCCGAAUCAAAUGCAAACCCCACUUCAGAAAACUGGCGAAAACUCAGCUAUAAACACUUCUUUGAGCGGCCCACGGGUUUAACAUUCAGCCUUGGCAGCAUUCCCGAGUUGCCUCCAUGUUUGGGCACACGAUAUUCGUCCAACUCCUCGCAAAAUGUUAGUCAACCCUCAUACGGUACCAGCGGACUUGGUUUGCCCAAUUCGACCUCCAGCAAAAGCUACCUGGGCGGGAAAUUGCCGCACCUCUUUCUUGCUAGAAGUGGCAGCAAUGCAGCCAAAGAUGAGUUGAAUCGGCCGCCUGAGGCGCAUGGGAUAGGUGCUGGUUUCAGCAACGUUUUGAGGCGCCGUCCAUCCAUGGAAUUGGACAUGUCCUCUCC
This is a messenger RNA of Nannochloropsis gaditana CCMP526, 1179 nucleotides long. RefSeq names its product inositol polyphosphate 5-phosphatase-like protein. The transcript has a single exon. Gene Ontology annotation, molecular function: phosphatase activity. Gene Ontology annotation, biological process: phosphatidylinositol dephosphorylation. The record is from RefSeq and is a predicted model, not a curated record. The annotation marks the transcript as partial.